AGCUUCUGGCAAGAACUGAUGAGGAGAUGGCACCGGUUGAAAUUCUGAGCCUGUUAGGACAGUCUGUCCCUCUAAGUUCUGGAGUCUGCAGAUCCGGGGUCUGGUGCAAGUCCUGACUUGGGGCUGUGUGGCCCCAGCAAGGCCCUGGCUCUCUCUGUGCUUCCGUGUCACCUGUGGAGUGGGUCCCUCCCACUGUGGAGAUUAAAUCUGUGAUGAAAUACAAAAGGCCAGCCUGGAGCUCACUUAUGUCGGAGGCGGGGGCCGCCGAGCGGCUCGGGCCGGGGGCGGGGCCGCCGCCUGCGAUUCAAGUUGAGCAACCUGAGCCGAUCCCGGGACGCCGAGACCGAGACCGAGACCCACGACCCGCGAUCCCCGCGCGGAUCCCGGCCGGUCGCCGAGCCCGAUCCCGGACCCACGACUCCCCCUCUCCAACCCCGGCCGACCGCCGAUCCCCGAUCUCGACCGCCACGACCCCAGCGCGGUCGCCGAUCCGGGCCGCCAUGGUCCGGGCGCGGGGCUCGCGGCUGUCCCCGCUGCUCCCGCCGCCGCCGCUGCUGCCGCUGCUGCUGCUGCUGCUGGAACUGCUGCCCCUGGCGCGGGCGCUCAGCCCCCGGGUCAGCCUGCCACUGGGUUCGGAAGAACGGCCGAUCCUCAAAUUUGAAGCAGAAAACAUCUCCAACUACACGGCCCUCCUGCUGAGCCAGGACGGCGCCACGCUGUACGUGGGCGCGCGGGGAGCCCUCUUUGCGCUCAACAGCAACCUCAGCUUCCUGCCCAGGGGGCCAUACCAGGAGCUGCUGUGGCCCGCAGACACAGAGAGAAAGCAGCAGUGCAGCUUCAAGGGCAAGGACCCCAAGCGUGACUGUCAGAACUACAUCAAGAUCCUGCUGCCCUUGAAUGGUACCCACCUGUUCACCUGCGGCACGGCCGCCUUCAGCCCCCUGUGCACCUACAUCAACGUGGCCAACUUCACCUUGGCCCGAGAUGCAGCGGGCAACGUUCUUCUGGAGGAUGGCAAGGGCCGCUGUCCCUUUGACCCCAAUUUCAAGUCAACGGCCCUGGUGGUCGAUGGCGAGCUGUACACAGGCACAGUGAGCAGCUUCCAGGGCAACGACCCAGCCAUCGCCCGGAGCCAAAGCCCCCGUCCCACCAAGACCGAGAGCUCCCUCAACUGGCUGCAAGACCCUGCCUUUGUGGCCUCAGCCCACAUCCCGGAGAGUGUGGGCAGCCUCCAGGGUGACGACGACAAGAUCUACUUCUUCUUCAGCGAGACUGGCCAGGAGUUCGAGUUCUUUGGGAACACCAUUGUGUCUCGAGUGGCUCGCGUGUGCAAGGGCGACGAGGGUGGCGAGCGUGUGCUGCAGCAGCGCUGGACAUCCUUCCUGAAGGCCCAGCUGCUGUGCACUCGGCCGGAGGACGGCUUCCCCUUCAAUGUGCUGCAGGACGUGUUCACGCUUCGGCCUGGCCACGACUGGCGCCGCACCCUCUUCUAUGGGGUCUUCACAUCCCAGUGGCACAGGGGCCCCGCGGGGGGCUCGGCUGUGUGUGUGUUCAGCAUGGAGGACGUGCGCAGGGCCUUUGAGGGCCUCUACAAGAAGGUGAACCGGGAGACACAGCAGUGGUACACGGAGACGCACCCAGCGCCCACUCCACGGCCCGGCGCGUGCAUCACCAACAGCGCCCGGGAGCGGAAGAUCAACUCCUCCCUGCAGCUCCCAGACCGGGUGCUGAACUUCCUCAAGGACCACUUCCUGAUGGAUGGGCAGGUCCGCAGCCGCAUGCUGCUGCUGCAGCCCCAGGCCCGCUACCAGCGUGUGGCCGUGCACCGAGUGCAGGGCCUGCACCACACCUACGAUGUCCUCUUCCUGGGCACCGGUGAUGGCCGGCUGCACAAGGCGGUGAGCGUGGGCCCCUCCACGCACAUCAUUGAGGAGCUCCAGAUCUUCUCACCAGGACAGCCUGUGCAGAACCUGCUCCUGGAUGGCCACAAGGGGCUGCUGUAUGCCUCCUCCCACUCGGGCGUAGUCCAGGUGCCCGUGGCCAACUGCAGCCUCUAUUCUACCUGUGGGGACUGCCUCCUCGCCCGCGACCCCUACUGCGCUUGGGACGGCACCCACUGUCGGCACGUCAGCCUGUACCAGCCUGAACUGGCGUCCCGGCCAUGGGUCCAGGACGUCGAGGGGGCCAAUGCCAAGGAGCUGUGCAAUGUCUCUGCAGUCAGGCCUCGAUCUUCCGUGCCAGCAGGCAAGCCCUGUGAGCCGGUCCAGGUCCAGCCCAACACGGUGAACACCUUGGCCUGUCCGCUCCUCUCCAACCUGGCUACCCGCCUGUGGCUUUACGAUGGGGCCCCAGUCAACGCCUGCGCCUCGUGCCGUGUGCUGCCCAGCGGGGACUUGCUGCUGGUGGGCGGAGAGCCAGGGCUGGGCCCGUUCCAGUGCUGGGCCCUGGAGGGGGGCGUCCGACAGCUGGUGGCCAGCUACUGCCCCGAGGUGCCUGAGGACGGGGGUGCAGGGCCGGGUGGCAGGGCGCCCAUGGUCAUCAGCACGUCUCGUGUGAGUGCGCCUGCGGUGGGCGCAGCGGGCUGGGGCGCAGCCAGGUCCUACUGGACCGAGUUCCUGGUCAUGUGUGCGCUCUUCGGGCUCGCCGUGGUGCUCCUGGUGCUCUUCUUCCUCUACCGGCACCGGGGCGGCAUGAAAGCCUUCCUGAAGCAGGGCGAGUGUGCCAGCGUGCACCCCAAGACCCGCCCUGUGGUGCUGCCCCCGGAGACCCGGCCUCUCAAUGGCGUCGGGCCCCCCAGCCUCCCUCCUGACCACCGGGGCUACCAGGCCCUGUGGGACAGCGCCCCCGGACCCCUGGGCGCCCUCGAGUCGGAGAAGAGGCCCCUGAGCAUCCAGGACAGCUUUGUGGAGGUGUCCCCCGUGUGCCCCCGGCCCCGGGUCCGCCUGGGCUCCGAGAUCCGGGACUCAGUAGUGUGAGCUGGCUCCGGCGACCCUGAAUGCGCAGAGGGACCAGCUGGACCCCAC
Perognathus longimembris pacificus (Pacific pocket mouse) is the source of this 3023-nucleotide messenger RNA. RefSeq names its product semaphorin 4B (gene Sema4b). Bases 213 to 2975 code for a protein of 920 amino acids. Gene Ontology annotation, molecular function: semaphorin receptor binding; chemorepellent activity. Gene Ontology annotation, biological process: semaphorin-plexin signaling pathway; neural crest cell migration; positive regulation of cell migration. NCBI's taxonomy places the organism in Eukaryota, Metazoa, Chordata, Mammalia, Rodentia, Heteromyidae. The transcript has 15 exons. The record is from RefSeq and is a predicted model, not a curated record.